Messenger RNA from Salvia miltiorrhiza (redroot sage), 1173 nucleotides. RefSeq lists its product as uncharacterized. Gene Ontology annotation, cellular component: nucleus. NCBI's taxonomy places the organism in Eukaryota, Viridiplantae, Streptophyta, Magnoliopsida, Lamiales, Lamiaceae. Gene Ontology annotation, biological process: regulation of DNA-templated transcription. The record is from RefSeq and is a predicted model, not a curated record. Bases 197 to 997 code for a protein of 266 amino acids. The transcript has 3 exons.
AUUCUCUACCAAGCCAAAAAACCGGGUUUUAAGUGAGUGUCCAAUUAUCACUACCCUUGUAUUAAUUGCCUUUAUUAAAUAAUCAUCAUCACACAAUUAAUAGAGCCGAAAACGAAGUGGAGUAGUAUUUUAGAACCCUAAAACAAGCAGGCGCAGCGGUUGAGUUCCCCAAAAAGGCGGGUGUUAGAGUUGUCCGAUGUCGGCGAAAGAAAACGAGAUGCGCAAGCAAGGUGAUUCUGAUUGCAGUUCCGAUUCUGGGAGCGGAGCACAAGCUAUGACGCUAGCACUGAAACCGAAACACCCGCCGUCGUCGUCGUCUAAGGUAUUUAGCGACGAAGACUCAAUAACGCUGUUAAAGAGUCUAGCCGUUUUCUGGGCUAGUGGUAGAAAUAAUAAGUGGGCAGACUUCCACCGGAUCGUCAAGGACAAACUUUCCAAGCCAGAUUUUACGCGCGUUCAAAUAUCUGAGAAGGUCCGAAGUUUGAACAAAAAGUAUAAGACUAACUGGCAAAGAGGUCGCGUCCCCGACGACCCUCAUGAAUUGGUUGUGUAUGAGUUGUCCAAGCCGUUGUGGGAAGAUGAGAUGAAUCAAGAAAGUGGUAAGGGGAUGAAGAAGAAUAAAAAGAGCGGCUUGUGGGAAGAUGAGAUGAAUCAAGAAAGUGGUAAGGGGAUGAAGAAGAAUAAAAAGAGUGGCUUGUGGGAAGAUGAGAUGAAUCAAGAAAGUGGUAAGGGGAUGAAGAAGAAUAAAAAGAGGAAACGCGAGAGAAAUCCAACAUUGGAUGAAUUUAGGUCUUCCUAUCCAAAUUUAUAUGCGUCGUUCAAUAUGUUUGGAUUUCCUCCCAAAAUUGCCCGGGAGAGAUUUGUAUUGAUUGGGAGAGAGAAGGCACAAAAGCUUGAAAAUGAGUGGAAGCAACUCACUGAAGAAUUGCAUUGUUUAGAGGGUAAAAGGCUUGCCCUCUCAACGAAACCAACAGGCGACAAUUCAGAGGAAGGUUAAGUGAGGAGUAGAAGCGGAGGCUGCGAAAAAGAAGACUGAGAAGAUGAAGUUAUUUGAUUUUGCAAGUUAAUAUAUAGAACUUGGGUUAAUUGAUUUUAGUUCUUGGUGAUACUGAUUUUAUUACACUUUUUUAUGCAACUUUUUUGGUAAACUUUGAUGAACGAUUCUAUAGAGUA